UCAGCCUUCGACCGUGGUAGAGGAAGGAGGCGUCUCCCGGGUCGCUCUCACUCCCGGCGCGUGUUUUCAGCGGGAGAGCACCUGUUUUGGGCAUAUUGUUUGACAGCUCUUUUGACUGAUUUUAGUUAUCCGUUUUUUUGAUUAUCUGAUGAUUUUUGAGGUAUCGGAAUUAAGACGGUGAUUAUUUUGGCAGUUGCGUGAGAGGAAAUUGCCAAUUUAAGAAGACCGUUCGGGGAGAGAUCAACUCUGCUCGAUUUUCGGUGUACCAGUCCUUGGACUCGCCGGCAUCGGAUAAAAGAGGGAGCAGCAACGCCGACCCAAGACGUAAGAGGCAGGACCCUGACCGGCAUCUUCUAACCUAAGAAGACAAUGGCGUGACUCCCUUCCCAGAUCCCCACGGUACCAGCCCCCGCCCGCGCAAGGUUGACAUGGGCGUCGCGAUGGGUCGAAGGCGGUGGGCGGUGGUGUCCUUAGGGAUGAUGGCGGGCGGUUACCUCGCCCUCGCUGCUCUCACACAGUUGGCGAACCUGCCGGAGGGAAAAGCUGUAGCGGGAGGCAGUGAGGAAUAUACGUUACCAUCGUUAGAGGAAGUGAUCCAGUCUGUUCAUGAUUUGGAUGUACAGCGCGUCCUCAGGAUGUACAGCGCACAACACGAAGAGGUGCCCCCAGGAACGCCCCACGUGCGCGUGAUCGUGACCUCCACCUGGCGCAGCGGCUCCACCUUCCUGGGCGAGAUCCUGGCCUCCCACCCCGGCGUCUACUACCACUACGAGCCCCUGAUGCCUUACGGGCUGCAGCAGCUCCACCCCGGCCCCAUGCAGGACGAGGUCCAGGGCUUGCUGCAGACUAUCCUCAAGUGCGACUACCACAACCUGGAUGAGUACCUCAAAUUCGCGUACGUGAACCACGACAUGUUCAUGCGCAACACCCGCCUGUGGUCCAUGUGCAGCGCCAUGCCCAGGACCAAGUGCUACAACGCAGACACCCUGGCGCGCCUUUGCUCGCUCUUCCCCGUGCACGUGAUGAAGGUGGUGAGAGCGAGGCUGGAGCUGCUGGCGCCGCUGCUCCGGGACCCCACCGUCAAGCUGGUGUGGCUGGUGCGCGACCCGCGGGCGGUGAUGAGCUCCCGCGCCAGUAGCGUCACCUGGUGCGACACCCUCGCCUGCAAGGACCCCGGGUACCUGUGUUCUGAUCUCAUGCUGGACUACAGAACCUACCUGUUACUGCAAGAGGAGCGGCCCGACCAGGUGCUGCUAGUGCGCUACGAGGACCUGGCGCGAGACCCGUACGGGAAGAGCCGUGAGGUCCUCGAGUUCGCCGGCCUGACCUUCCACAAGAGGGUGCGGGAGUACCUGGACGACCACCUCACCUCCGACGAGGACGAGCCCUGGAGCACGCGCCACGACCCCAAGACCCGCGUCGGCAGAUGGAUGAAGCUCAUGAAGUUCGACGACGUGGUGAGGACGCAAUACCACUGCAAGGCUAUCAUGAAGAACCUCGGGUACCGCCUCUUCGCCUCGCCCAACGACAUGGACGCCGGCAACGCUGUAGGCCAUCUCAAUCUCCCUUGAUCUCGUUGCGACGGGGAAGCCCAAGAACUAUGCCCAAAACGCUCGUCUUCAGCUCGAGUGCCAGGGACGUGGAUAUACUGAUCGCCGGUACCUGUGGCACGCGUAGCCUAAGCACCAAAUAUCCCUCAGCACAGAUACCCAUGACGCUUGUACCCUCAACGAUGAUAUCGUCGUACCCUCAGCACAGAUACCCUUGAGUUUGCCAUUACUCGGAGGCGUUCAGGUAACCAACAAGGGCACAGGCACUGUCCC
Penaeus monodon (black tiger shrimp) is the source of this 1823-nucleotide messenger RNA. Its product is annotated as carbohydrate sulfotransferase 1-like. The record is from RefSeq and is a predicted model, not a curated record. Gene Ontology annotation, biological process: N-acetylglucosamine metabolic process; sulfur compound metabolic process. The transcript is spliced from 6 exons. Lineage: Eukaryota; Metazoa; Arthropoda; Malacostraca; Decapoda; Penaeidae. Gene Ontology annotation, molecular function: N-acetylglucosamine 6-O-sulfotransferase activity. The coding region runs from base 429 to 1571 and encodes 380 amino acids.